Messenger RNA from Xiphophorus couchianus (Monterrey platyfish), 3690 nucleotides. It is a transcript of the gene rad23aa, whose product is annotated as RAD23 homolog A, nucleotide excision repair protein a. Gene Ontology annotation, cellular component: cytosol; nucleoplasm. NCBI's taxonomy places the organism in Eukaryota, Metazoa, Chordata, Actinopteri, Cyprinodontiformes, Poeciliidae. Gene Ontology annotation, biological process: nucleotide-excision repair; proteasome-mediated ubiquitin-dependent protein catabolic process. Gene Ontology annotation, molecular function: ubiquitin binding; proteasome binding; damaged DNA binding. The transcript is spliced from 9 exons. The coding region runs from base 200 to 1309 and encodes 369 amino acids. The record is from RefSeq and is a predicted model, not a curated record.
GCUACCAGCUCUGCCUCCCUCACUGCUCCACCAACUUGUCACCAAAGAUGGCGAUUUGCUGAGUGCUCAUGGAUACACACAUUUGUCGGUUAGCUCCUAUCGCACCCGAAACGCCAACUUUAAAAACUAACUAACUGCUUAGCGAAGCAACUGUUUCUCCAUCGGAAGGAAAUCUGACAGGACGUCAGCCGUCGCCGCCAUGCAGAUCACGCUGAAAACACUGCAGCAGCAGACUAUUCAGAUUGAGAUAGACCCCGAACAAACGGUGAAGGCCUUGAAGGAGAAGAUCGAGGCUGAACGGGGAAAGGACAACUUCCCCGUUUCUGGGCAGAAGCUGAUUUAUGCCGGGAAAAUCUUGCAAGAUGACACGCCUAUUAAAGACUACAAGAUCGACGAGAAGAAUUUUGUCGUAGUGAUGGUGUCCAAGACUAAACCUGCGGCUCCAGCCUCACCGCCAGUCUCAGAAGCCCCCAAGCUGCCUGUACAAGACUCUGGCUCCACCUCCACCCCCGCCCCGGCUACAAACCCCACUCCGGCCCCCGCCCCGGCUCCGGCCCCGACCCCCGCAGCUGUCCCCAUUUCUUCAGAGGAGGCCAAACCGGAGCCCAACACGGCAGCCACAGAACCCCAGCAGCCAGCCAGCUCCAGUGGUGUCAGUCAGGGCCUGGACGCCUCCUCAACGCUCGUGACUGGAGCCGAGUACGAGGCCAUGCUGACAGAGAUCAUGUCUAUGGGCUACGAGAGGGAGCGAGUGGUAGCUGCACUACGGGCCAGCUUCAACAACCCUCACAGAGCGGUGGAGUACCUCCUCACUGGUAUCCCCAGCAGCCCAGUUCAGGAGAGCAACCCACCGGCCCAGGCCCCCACAUCUGGCCCCACGGAGCCUCCGUCUCUAGCAGAAGGUGAGAACCCACUAGCAUUCCUGAGAACCCAGCCGCAGUUCCUGCACAUGAGGCAGGCCAUCCAGCAGAACCCGGCUCUGCUCCCAGCACUCCUGCAGCAACUGGGCCGAGAGAACCCACAGCUUCUACAGCAAAUCAGCCAACACCAGGAGCUGUUCAUCCAGAUGCUGAACGAGCCGGUGGGAGAAGGAGGCGACGCCCCGGAGGUCGGCGAGAUGGGGGCGGCGGGCGAAGAGGGCGCGCCCGUCAACUACAUCCAGGUCACACCGCAGGAGAAGGAAGCCAUCGAAAGGUUAAAAGCUCUGGGUUUCCCCGAGGCGCUGGUCAUCCAGGCCUACUUCGCCUGCGAGAAGAACGAGAACCUGGCGGCCAACUUUCUCCUCAACCAGGGACUGGAAGACGACUGAACGGGAGCAGAGCUCUGCCCCCUCCCACCCCCAACACCACCACCCCCCUCCUGCCCCACCCAUCCCACUGCUCCCCCCUUCCUCAGCUCAACAUAAAGACUGCACCCCCUGAUCUUACUGUACGACCUCAGCUCAAGCAGACAGGAGGGGGAGGAGGGGCCGGUUGGGGGGUGGAGGGUUAAGUGCAGGAAGGUCAGAUUAUGGGAGUAGUGGGGGGGAGGGGGGAGAAAAGUGUGGAAGGAUGAUGAAAUCCACGUGAAUUCCAAUGGAAUGAGUGGGGUCAGCUUAGGGGAGAGCUGUAAUUUGACUUUAGGUGCGCUUCGUGAACAUUAGGGAGGGGGAGGGGCGGCGGUGGUGGUGGGGGGGCUGUGGGGUUGCGUGCUCAUGUCUGCGUGUGUGAGAGUACUUGUCUGUGUAUGCCUGUGCAAGAUGGAUGCGACACAGUUAGGCUGAAGAAGAAGAAAAAAACCCAACAACAACGUAAUCAAGCUGGCAUCCUCUAAGGUCGUUAAUGCUGUAGCUCAGUCGGUCAGUCGGUUGAACCCGCAUCAUCAGCGUGUGUGUAAAAAAGGAAAAAAAAAACAACAAAAAACAAACAAACUGCUUUGUGUGUACCUCUGUAAGCAUCACGUCCGACAAUGAAAUUAGAAGAAGUGACAGACUGGACUGUGCUGCCCUUUUUUUUUUUUUUUAACAUCUCUCUCUGUCCCAACAUGGUUCUGGGGUCAUGAAGUCAAAAUAGGAACAAAAGCAUCACAGAACAGAAUCUUUAAUAAUCAGUUGAACUCCUGACCAUCUGAACGCGAUGUGAAGAGUCCCCCCACACACACACACACACACACACACACACACACACACAGUGCCUGCUUCUUCAUCACAUCUAAAACUCUGGUUUCUGUUCCUGGUUUCUUAUGACACUACUUAUUAAAUACUGACUGCACACGCUGCUCUCCUCCAACAGCUGCGGUUUCAUUCUGAGCAUAGCAUUAUGAUCAAACAUUAUUAAUGACGGCAACUUGAUCCAAAAACGGACAUUUGGUCAGAAAUGGAACAGCUCUGCAUGUCUCAGCGGGGCAUGGGCCGAAUCAUCAUGAUCACCGUUAUAGAAAACGGCUUGUGAUUAAAAUAAAACACAAUAAUUUGUCAAAUUGAACUUGUUGCAAUAGAUUUAUGAACAUCCACUCGUUGUAUUCAGAUCUUAUUGGGAAUGCACCGAUCAGGCCGAUUUCAGUCUGAUCCUGAUUUUUAUUUUUUCCCCCUACAGACUAACGGAAACAAAUAUGAUCCAGGAUAUUUGAAUGCAAAAGAAGGAAUUGCAAAAUUUAAAUAUUCGUAUUGAUGGCUUUUAGUUCUAUAUCUCAAGAACUUGCUGCUUGUUUCUAGGCUGCAUUUAAUCAGCGGUGUAGAAAACUGGCAGGUUUUCUACAGGGAAAACCAUCACCCUGAUGAUGGUCUUUUUAUUCAGGAUUUAGCACCAAACAUGCCAAGAUUGGCUGGAUAAUUAGGCUGGAUUCAGCUGAUCUUAGUCUGGAACUGUAGUAGUAAUACAAAAAGCUUUACCUGAACAAGAGUGAUGGAUGACCUUUGACUCCAGGCCAUGUACAUGUUUUCAUCCAGGCAUUUCUUCAGCCACCUUACUAGCUCUUUGCAGUAAGCUUUAAAUUAUAGAAAAGCAUAAUGAACCUUUUUGUUUUGUUUUCAGCCUUGAUUCUAACGGCCUGUGCCCAGUUUGACCACAUGAAGUGUUCCCUAAAGAGAACCAUUGGCCAGUGUAGUAUGACCUCUUCCUCCAGGCUUUGGACCGAAGGUAUUGCGUAACUCCCCACUGGCUGUUUCAGCUGUUUCAGCUGUACUCUUUAAAAUGUUGUGGUUUUUAUUUUUGACCCGGAUCACUGAAAGUGGGAUUAGUGCAGGAACGCUCUCUGUCGCUCCACCGUGAAGGUUUGGAGAACCUCGAGGCGACCCGGGUUCUGUUCUUCCACUGAGCCUUAAGAAACGGAUGAUAUUUUAACUUUUAUUUUUGAAGACUUCUCACCCAUGGGAUUUCCAUUCAAGGUCGGAUCCUAACCCGACCAUCAGUGAGCGACUUAGGACUUGGAACCCUCUUUUUUUUUUUCAGAACAUGAAAUAUUCACGCUAACGUUCUUAUUGUAGAUAUAUAAGCAUGAAGGACAAGGCCCUGGUUUGUUUUAUGGGGUUCAAGAAUAGAUGCUGUUACCGGUAACACAAGUGCAUUCUCUCUCUGUCUCUCUGUGUGUGUGUGCGCGUGUGUGUGUGUGUGUGUGUGUGAAGGCAGCCUGUACUGAUUGUUGUCCUACAGCAUCAACAUGAUCUUAGACUGUGCUGUGCUACAUUAAAUAUCAGCAGUCUUUCAGCUCCCU